AUGAAUCAAUCAACAACAGCAUCAGAAACACUGUGUUUUCAGUGCAAUUUAAAUAAAACUAGCAAUGGUGAUGAACACUCGAGUUUUAUCAACACCAUAAAAAUUCAUUAUCCAAAUGCAAUGCUAAUUGAUGAUUUUGUGUUCAAAACAAAAGAAUUACUAAUCCCAAGAGCGUUUUAUCCACGUGUGAAUACAAUGUGUUGUGUUAGUUUAUGUCGCGAUGAAAUAACAAGCCCAUUCAAGAAUGUUAUAGAAUCAAUCUAUGGUUCAGCAUUUUCCUGCGGUUCAUUAGGCGGAAUGUUACUUUGUGGUCGAACAGGUUUCAGCGCUGCUCAUAGCCAUGUACCAAUCGACGAUGCCUGUCUAAUAUAUUACUGUUUUACUCAUAUAGCGAUUAACGAGAAUGGUCAGAUUGGUUCAGUGUUGCGUAAUAAAACAGGUAUGAAACAAGAGUCGUCAGCAUGCGGUGCUUUGGUGGCAUUUACCAGAGAAUUGAAAAGUGGCAUUCGACAACCGAUUCAUAUCGAUGAGAACGAUGUUGAAAUGACCUUUUUAAAAAAGCAAUUGUUAAACACGCUACCAACGUUAGCCAAGCAACAAACGACUUUAUUAGAAGUAACACAUACGGCGUAUUUAACGAUCACUAGUGAUUUAGAAAAUCAUGUUAUAGACGACUCAAAAAAUCACGAAAAACGUCAGUAUGCGUUGUUUACUGGUGUGCAAAUACACGGUCCAAACGGACAUGAUUACGUUUGGUUAGGAAAAUCAAGUUUUGUUAAACAUGGAAAAUUAGAAAAUUUUCCAUUUGAUAACGUAAAUCACAAAUGA
This is a messenger RNA of Didymodactylos carnosus, 828 nucleotides long. NCBI's taxonomy places the organism in Eukaryota, Metazoa, Rotifera, Eurotatoria, Philodinida, Philodinidae. The record is from the annotation of a GenBank genome assembly.